Messenger RNA from Papilio machaon (common yellow swallowtail), 1153 nucleotides. Its product is annotated as probable isoaspartyl peptidase/L-asparaginase GA20639. The transcript is spliced from 7 exons. Gene Ontology annotation, molecular function: asparaginase activity. The record is from RefSeq and is a predicted model, not a curated record. Bases 98 to 1096 code for a protein of 332 amino acids. NCBI's taxonomy places the organism in Eukaryota, Metazoa, Arthropoda, Insecta, Lepidoptera, Papilionidae.
CACAGGUGUACUUAUAGGUGUACAGUGCACAGAAACUGGACUGUUGCUUGAUACAUUUUUUUUUUUAAAUCAACUAUAAACAUUAAAUAAGGAAACCAUGAAUGGAAAUGUAUUAUUAUUUGUUACUGCCAUGUUAUGUAUAAAACAACUUUCUGCAAUGAAACCAAUUUUAAUAGUCCAUGGGGGUGCAGGUGACAUAGCCCAAAGCAGAGUGCAGGGCAAACUGGAUGGGGUGAGAUUAGCAGUGAGGGAGGGCUACAGAGUUUUACAGCAUAAUGGUAGUGCUCUUGAUGCAGUUGAAGCAGCUGUUGUAUCUAUGGAGAAGGAUGAAAAUUUUAAUGCAGGAUAUGGCUCAGUAUUGAAUCUAGCUGGUGAAGUGGAAAUGGAAGCAAGCAUAAUGAGCGGAGAAAAUCUUGAUGUUGGUGCAGUGACAUUAAUAAAAGAUUUUCUUCAUCCUAUUAGCAUUGCUCAUAAGGUUCUUACAGACUCACCGCACUCAUUGAUUGGUGGACAAGGUGCAAAGCAGUUUGCUUUAGAUAAAGGCUUCCCAAUGGUACCUCAAGAAUCAUUAAUAAGUGAAAAUGCACAAGCUGCAUUAAAAGAGUUUUUGGAGAAAGGUGGUGAAUUUGGAAAGACAGAAGUUGGCAUUGCAGAAGGUGGUGUUGGAACAGUGGGUGCUGUAGCCAUUGACAUCAAUGGGCAUAUAGCAGUAGCAACAAGCACGGGCGGCAUGACUGGUAAAGUUGUUGGUCGUAUUGGAGACACUCCACAAAUCGGCAGUGGCACUUAUGCUGAUGACAAUAUUGGAGGUGUCUCUACAACAGGUCAUGGAGAAUCAAUUUUGAAGGUCUGCUUGGCUCAUAGUAUUAUAAAACUAAUGGAAAGUGGAGUUGAUGCAGAAACAGCCACAAAAGAGGCAGUUACAGCUAUGACAACACGCUUGAAAAACACAGCUGGUGCAAUUACUUUAUCAAAGGAUGGCGAUGUCGGAGUAUAUUUUUCCUCUAAGAGAAUGUCUUGGGCUUACAUUAAAGAUGAAAAGUUGUUCUAUGGUAUUGAACAGGGCGAAGUUCUUGAAGAGAAUUAUGUGAAGUGAUAUUUUGUUUGAAGAUACAGAUUUAUAUGCAUUACAUUUUAUUUUUAUUUUUUGCAA